AUGCCUAUCGCAGUCUCGCCGACGCUGCCCAAAAAUGGCCUUACCAAGUUUACCAACUGCCGGUUGCUGAAAGGCAACGAUCUAGUUUGGGAAGACCUUUGGGUCAGCUCGGCCAAUGGCAAGAUUGUCGAUAGCCAGGCAUCCUUCUACGGUGGCCGUAAUAUGCCUGAAGAUACUAUUGAUCUCGGUGGGCGCAUCAUUGCUCCUGGUCUCAUCGAGUGUCAGCUCAAUGGCGCCUUCGGGUUCAACUUCUCAACCCUCCUCGAUGACAUGACCGAAUAUGGCAAAAACAUCCAAAAGGUCAAUCGCCUACUGGUCAGGACAGGGGUCACCUCUUACAUCCCAACCAUCACAAGCCAGCGACCGGAAUUAUACCAAAAGGCCCUCCCGUACCUUGGUCCGUCCGGGGAACUGCGGAUCCCCGGUCACGGGGCCGAAUCUCUCGGAGCUCACUGUGAAGGUCCCUUCCUGAGUCCUACCAAGAACGGAGUCCAUAAUCCCAAUGUCCUCACCGAAGCUCAAUCUAUCCAAGACAUCGAACGAUGCUAUGGUCGAGAAAAUAUGGUCCCUGGGCCUGAUGGGUCUCCAAUUCCCAUCAAGAUGAUUACUGCCGCACCUGAACGGGGACAGAUGAUGAAUCUGAUUCCGGAGAUUACAUCAAGAGACAUCAUCUACUCCAUUGGCCAUACCGAAGCAACAUACGAAGAGGCAUCUCAGGCUGUCAGUAAGGGUGCUACGAUGAUUACACACCUUUUCAAUGCCAUGCGCCCAUUGCAUCACAGGAACCCAGGAGUCUUUGGGGUUCUGGGCAAGGCCGAAAGCGUGCCGCGACCUUAUUUCGGUAUCAUCUCUGAUGGAAUCCACUUACAUCCUACAACCAUCAAAAUUGCCUACAGCGCUCAUCCAGAUGGGUUCGUCCUGGUCACAGAUGCCAUGCAUCUUGUAGGUCUCCCUGAUGGAGCUUAUCCUUGGACGAAUGGGGGAAAGACAAACAAUAUCGUUAAACGUGGUUCUAAGCUUCUUCUCGAGAACUCUGACACUAUCGCCGGAAGCUCAAUUACUUUGCUCGAGUGUGUCAACAACUUCAUGAAAUGGACGGGAGCUAGCAUCCCCCAGGCCCUUGGAGCCGUGACAUCAACACCUGCAGCUAUGCUCGGCUUGCAAGGGGUCAAGGGUACGCUAGAAUCCGGCGCUGAUGCAGAUCUGGUGAUUCUAUCAGACAGCCUUGGAAGUCAGGACGAAGUUGGAGGAUCAAGCGAAUUCCUCGUGCUUGAUGAGGUGUGGAAGUUUGGUGAGAGAGUUUUGGACUCUGCUGACGAGAGCAAGUUGAAGUAA
Messenger RNA from Fusarium coffeatum, 1335 nucleotides. RefSeq lists its product as uncharacterized. NCBI's taxonomy places the organism in Eukaryota, Fungi, Ascomycota, Sordariomycetes, Hypocreales, Nectriaceae. The record is from RefSeq and is a predicted model, not a curated record. The coding region runs from base 1 to 1335 and encodes 444 amino acids. The transcript is spliced from 3 exons. Gene Ontology annotation, molecular function: N-acetylglucosamine-6-phosphate deacetylase activity. Gene Ontology annotation, biological process: N-acetylglucosamine catabolic process.